UAAUCUAAAGCUAUGAAAUGGGAAAAGACAUACUUACCAUAGGUACUUUUUACCAUGAAUUCCCUGAACUUAAUGUGAUUGAUAUCUCAACCUAAAGAUUGCAACACUAUAGACUUCUUUAAAGUUUGAUUUUUCAUGCCACUGAACAUGAGAAAACCUCAGUGUGGGGCAAAAAGGGUGGUAAGCGGAAGGAGAAGUUAAGGACUGAGCUGCUUUGCAGAUCAUAGUGUUUGAAAGUGAGAAGCCGAUUUGACAAGAAGCAAAAACCACACAAUAGAGUACCACGUAAUCUUUCUGCUCACUUUGUUUUACAAAUUUAUUCAAGCACUUCCUACUAUCUUCUGCUGCCUCCUUGCUCUUCUGUAUUUCACAGAUGUCACUGAGGUAGGUAACGUGGUCCAAGCCUGAGGAAUUCAAGGAAAGAAGAGAAGUCUACUGGACUUUUCCCAUCCCUGAUAUGCACAGGAAAUGAAGAGAUCACCUGGCAUGCUUGGAAUUGAGAAAGUGUCCUGGGUGCUCUUCCUAAUCCCACAUCUGGGCAUCUGGAGUAUCAACGGGCAAAGAUCAUGUAAUGAACAACUGUAUGUAAAGAGAUAUUCCACAUACACUGUGUCAGCAGGGAAUCCAUUUAAUCUGGAGUGCCCUGUGAAAUACUGUGCUAAGAAGCCUAUUGUGACCUGGUGCAAGCUCAAAGGAAAAAACUGUUUACCUCUUGCAUAUAAACUUCUGGGAUACACAACUUGGAAAGAAGGGGAGAAUAUUUCAGUUUUUAGUCUUCAUUUUAAUCACACGCUGGCUAGUGAUUCUGGUUCAUACCGCUGUUCUGCGAAUUUUACAUCUGGAGUUAUUGAAAGCCAUUCAGUAACCAUUAAUGUGACAGAACAGACUCAAAAUAAUUCAGAAUACCUUCUAAUAACAUUGACUCACAUUUCAGAUACAACUGGUGCCUCAGGACCACCCUCUCAGGAAGUGACGGCGGACAAACGAUGGAUGCUUUAUAGUUUGCUUCCUUUGGGGGCAUUGCCUCUGCUCAUUACCUGUUUGUGCCUGUUCUUCUGCAUUAGAAGGCACCAAGAAAAAAAGGAGCCUUCUGACACAGCAGGAAGGGAAAUUAACCUGGUUGAUAUUCCCCAGCCCUUUCGGAGUGAGGAAACUGAAGUGGGAACCGGGCAAAAUCCCCAAACAGUGCUAUCAGAAACUGGUACUUAUGAUAACGACCCCUGGUUCAGGGUCCAGGAAGAGUCUGAAGUUUAUUCUAACCCAUGUCUGGAGGAAAACAAGCAGGGCAUUGUUUACGCUUCUUUGAACCAUUCUGUCAUUGGAAUAAACCCAAGACAAUCAAGGAAUGUGAAAGAAACACCUACAGAAUAUGCGGCCAUAUGUGUGAGGAGUUAAAUUCAAUCUUGAUCUCCAACUGGUGAUCACUGAAAGAAAUGCAUGUCAACACCAUUACCAAGCCCAACAAAAGGUUAAAUAACAUUCCUUGACCUGAGAAGCUUCACUUUAAGGAGGUUCAUGUUGGUGCUCGGGUCUUAAGGGUUCAUAGGACAAAUGACUAAAAUUUCUCCCCCCAAAUUCUGAGGGAACUUUUUAUAUGACCCCCUUGAACAACAACACAAAAACCUUUCCCUCCAAGACUAAGUGAUAUUAUGAGUAGCAGAGUGGCAGAAUAUUUAAACGUAGCUACAUUUUACCCAAUGUACAAAGCUAAUAUAUUUUUUGGAGGAUAGGAGACACAUGUAAGUAAGAGAGGUUUGUGUUAUCUGGAUCAGUUCACUACACUCUCUUGACAAAGAAAGGAUGUCCCAAUUUGACUAACUAACCAUCAACACAGUCAUGAUAGUAUGUUUAUUUCUGGUCAUUCUUCCAUGAUGAGAAAUAUUCCUCUGUCCCUCUAAUACUGUUCUUUUUUUUUUAAUGUAAAGAAGUAACUUUAGACUUGAUAUAAGAAAAGAAUGGAAAGCAUAAAUGGUUCAGUAAAGAUGUGGGCUACACCGACUACUAUAGAGCAGAUGCUCCCCAUACCUGACACGCAAAUGGUUUUACAUUGUUGAGCAAAUAUAGGUAGUAAUGGAGCAAUUAAUGUGUGGUGCAUUUAUAAACAAAGUUGUGACUCAGUGGUUAGGUCACAUGGACUAAUGUGUAUGAAUGUGAUAUAAUGCUGCUGAAUUAAUAUACUCGUGGGUGUUUAAAUAAACAUAAAAAUAAGCA
This is a messenger RNA of Leopardus geoffroyi (Geoffroy's cat), 2211 nucleotides long. It is a transcript of the gene BTLA, whose product is annotated as B and T lymphocyte associated. Gene Ontology annotation, biological process: immune response-regulating cell surface receptor signaling pathway. The transcript is spliced from 6 exons. Gene Ontology annotation, cellular component: plasma membrane. NCBI's taxonomy places the organism in Eukaryota, Metazoa, Chordata, Mammalia, Carnivora, Felidae. The coding region runs from base 469 to 1395 and encodes 308 amino acids. The record is from RefSeq and is a predicted model, not a curated record. Gene Ontology annotation, molecular function: signaling receptor activity.